CACCCACACCCCCCCCGAAAGACGCCUUCCGAUCUUUCUGGAGACGAGUAAUUUCGACCAUCUAUUGCCCUUCCUCUCCCCGCCGGCAUCACGUCUCCUCCCGCGGCUACCACAGCAAGCAGCAGCAGCACCAGUAAACGGGCAAGCAGGCGCCUCUCCCAGAGCUCUUCACCGACGACGGGAGGUGGUGGACGUGUCAAAAAGGCCAAUCGCUUCUCGAGCUACAGAAACACGAUGGCUUUCCUCUUUGGCAAGAAAAAGGGGAAUCAUCGUGAUGGACCUCCCUCCACUGGGGGAGGAGGACCUACCUCAGCCGCUGUCACCACUCCUCCGAGCUCCAUGAACACCUCCCUCAACAGCCUCGGUGGCGGCGACGGGGGCUCACCGAAUACGCGGCCUAUGGCUCCGCCGCAGCAGCAGCAACAGCAACAGCAGCAACCGCGACCACAGCAGCCGCACGGGCCCCAUCACGCCCAAAGUGCGGAAGGGACACCUCCUGGUUCAGCUCAAGGGCGAAUAUUACAGAAGCAGCAAUCGCCUCAGGGACCACCACAGCCAUCGCAAGGCAAUUCGUCCCUCUACCCGUGGUCGCAACGACGCCUUACGCUGAACUCGUCGCAUCCAUCGCCCUUUCCGCGCUACGGCCAUGCCGCCAAUGCGGUCUCGAGCAAGGAUGGAGACAUCUACAUCAUGGGGGGUUUGAUCAGGUCGCAGAACGUGCGCGGGGACCUGUGGAUGAUUGAGGGCGAGAGCGAACGACUGGAGUCGUAUCCUGUGAUGACUACCAGCGAGGGUCCCGGCCCCAGAGUAGGGCACGCAAGCUUGCUGGUCGGCAAUGCGUUCAUUGUUUUUGGCGGUGAUACCAAGCUGGACGAGAGAGACGUCCUGGAUGAGACUUUAUAUCUUCUCAACACAUCUACACGACAAUGGUCGCGUGCUAGUCCGCAUGGGCGGCCGUCCGGGCGCUACGGCCAUACCCUGAACAUCCUAGGCUCCAAGUUGUACAUAUUUGGUGGUCAGGUCGAUACAGUUUUUUUCAACGAUCUCGUGGCGUUUGAUCUCAACACGCUUCAGCAUGUCGGUUCGAAGUGGGAUGUUCUUGUACCAGCUGUGGAGGGUAGCACCGAUGUGCCGGCGAGUAGGACAAACCACACCAUGGUGACAUGGAACGACAAGCUCUUCCUAUUCGGUGGAACGAACGGACUCGAGUGGUUCAACGACGUGUGGUCCUACGAUCCACGGACCAACCAAUGGACCCAGCUGGAUUGCAUCGGUUUCAUUCCAUCGCCUCGGGAAGGCCAUGCGGCGUCACUGGUUGGUGAUGUGAUGUACAUCUUUGGUGGACGAUCAUCCGAAGGAACGGAUCUGGGCGAUCUGGCUGCGUUCCGGAUAUCGUCACGAAGGUGGUACACAUUCCAAAACAUGGGCCCCUCACCUUCACCGCGAUCAGGUCACACGAUGUCUACCGUCGGAGCCAAGAUCGUUGUGCUCGGAGGAGAACCCAGUGUUCCGGCGCGGUCACAAGAGGAGCUGCAGCUUGUCUACGUGUUGGAUACCGCGAAAAUUCGGUAUCCUACCGACAAUCCCGCCCAGCCCUCGCCGACGGAUCGCAACAGAGUGGUGGGGCCACAGCAACAACAGAGGGGACAAGGACCUUCGGCGCUGGGCUCGAGGAAUGGCUCCGUUGAUGGACCGUUGAAUGGUCCCGGACGGCAACCGCAGGGACCACCGGGGCCGCAGAAGCCGGUUCCCCGGGAGAGUCUGAUGGGGUCGUCACCGCCUUCCGGUGGAAUCGGCCCACAACAAGGCAACAAUCAAGGCAACAAUCAAGGUAACAAUCAAGCCAAUAACAAUAACAAUAACGCUUCCAUUGGACCUGGGGGAUCGCGGCUACCCCGCGCGUCGUUAGGAACCCAACCCCCGGGCCCACCACCGAUACAACAGGCGCCUGCUCCCCGGGCGAAUGGAGCCCCACCCGGCGGUCCAGGUCCGAUCAAUAAGACGAAUGCUGGCCCGGUCGCGAGGGGCAAAGAGAAUGUUUCUCCUGUCCAGGACAACUCGCCUGCAGCUGCGAAUGGAAAGCGUGCACCUACGACGCAGAAGAGGGAUACAAGAGAAGGGCCGCGGUCGGGAUCCCGGCAGCACCAGCACCAGCAACAACAGAGCAUUGACAGUUUGAAUGGCCCAAUAUUUGAAGAGCCGGAACCGAUAUCACCUCAGCCACAGCAGCAGCAAGCCCCACAGAGACCCUCCAUUGAUGUUCGUGCGCCUUCCGAUCAGCCAACCAUCCCAGACUCUCUUAGCCCAGUCGGAUCGCAACAGCCUCUCCCGAGUUUCGGUGGCUUAGUGGCCGACAAGAAUCCUGGCCUUGAGUCUGAGGAGUUCGAGAAGUUGAGGAGUGUUAACGACUGGUAUGCGUCCGAGCUCGCACUUGCGCGACGGGCUGGCUACACACCGCAGACCAACCACAGUGCGCUGCUCGAAGACCGUGGAAGGGACUUACUCGCCGAUGACGACCGGCCUUUCGUGGAAGCUAUGCUUGCGCUAAAGGGUGAGCUUGUCAAAGUCCAAACACAGCUCGACGUUCAGUCCACCGAGGCGGCCAAGCGCAUGCAGGAUAUCGAGCGGCAACGAGACGUCGCCUUCCAGGAGGCUGUCUACGCGAAGGCGAAGCUCGCAGCGCUGGGCGGUCCCGUAUCUCCCAUUCCCGGCGACAAAUCAUCCGACGCGGCUUCAAUGGACCAGGAGAAGAUGACGGACAUGAGCCGAAAACUUGCCGCAUCAUUGUCAGCGCAAGCCGACCUGAGCGCCAAAGUACAGGUGUUGACGCAGGAGGUUGCGGCAGAGAAGAAGGCGCGGUAUCUCGCCGACGAAAUGGCUUCUACUGCUCAGCGCAGGAUAGCGGAGCUGGACGAGUAUCGCAACCGCGCGGCGUCGGAGAUCGAAAACCUUCGUGCAGAACUGCUGGAUGCCGGAAAGGCCUACCGCGACGAGGCGGCGCUUGGCCAGGAGGCCGCCGCGGACGUAAAGCUCCUGCGGAUCGACCAGGCCGAACUGACCGAGCGUCUGACGGAGGUCCUGGCCGAGAACAGGAACUACCAGGGCUCCCUCGAACAACUCAGCAAAGCCAUGCAGAUCAACAACUCCAAGAGCAGCACGCUUGAACGGCAGCUCGAAGAGGAGCGGCAGACCAAGGAGGCGCUGGAGCGGAAACUGGCGCAGCUGCGAAGCGAAAACGAGGAGAAGUCGGCGGAUCUGCAGAGUGUUAACCAGCGGUUGAAGGACGUCGAGGAGAUGAUGGAGACGUAUGCCGAGGAGGCGAAGGCUGCAAAUGCGGUCAUGGCUGCCGGACUGGAUAAGGUCACCGCGCGGGAACCGCAGAAUAUGCUGACCAGCGCUGUCGAGGAGCGCGUGAUGGUCCUGCAAGAGCAGGUGGUCAAUACCCAGGCGCUCCUGUCGAAGAGUAAAUCGCAGGCGGAUGAGACCGGCGAGAAGCUGGCCGAGGCUAUGCAGCGUGUGGCGGGAUUGGAGUUCCAACAGGGACAGUCCAGUAAGGACUCCAUCGCGCUCCGGAGACGCAUGGCGGAGGUUAGCGAUGACGCUCGGCGACUGAAGCAGGAGAACGCGGAGAUGGUCAAUCAGCUCGGUCAAAAACAGCUCGAAGUCGAUGCCGUCUCUGCGAAGCACAAUGCCCUCAAGAAGAUCCUGCAAGAACGUGGUAGCCAGCCCAACCUUGACAAACGGCGAUCCCGCAACCUGCAGAACCCCAGUCCUGAGUCCGGCACCGCAACGCCGGAGCAGCUCAACCGUCUGCGCGAGCUCGAGGCACGGCUGGAGGAUAGUCUACGCGCCCACCGGGAAACGAAGAAUACGGCGGAGAUGCAGGCGCAGGAGGUCGAGAAGCACUUCCGGGAGAAGCUGGAACAGCUCGAGAAUGACUACCAGGCCGCCGUGCACUACGUCAAGGGCACCGAAAAGAUGCUCAAACGCAUGAAGGAGGAGCUGACGAAGUACAAGACGUCGAACGCGAGGCUGCAACAGGAGCUCGAUGAUGCGCGGCGCGGUGGCGCGGGUCUGCCGAAGCCGGAGAGGUCGGACAGCACUGAGUCGGAUUGGGAGCAGGAGCGCGAGCUGCUCAAUAAGGAGGUUGAGGACUUGCGCACGAAGGUCCGCGAAUCGGCCACGGCGCUGGAUAAGCAGAUCCGCGAGACUAAGGCGCAACUCGACAACCUGCGCGAGGAGCGAGAUCAUCUCAAGAAGCAGCACUCGGAGAUGCAAUCGCAAGUCACGGAGCUGUCUCACCAGCAAACCGUCGCCCAGUCGAUCCUCGAGCGUCUCGAGAACGAAAACGGGCUCCUCGAGAACCGCGCCCAAAGCGCCGAACAGAAGGUCUCGAUGCUCCUGGAUCAGGUCGAGAACUCGGUCGAUGCCUACCGUCGCAGCAUGCGGUUCGAGGGCCCCAACGGCGUCGUCCCCGAGUCCACACGGAGCAGCUACUAUGCCGGCCCCGACAACCGCACCAGCAUCGCGCUCGACUCGCUCGCGUCGGAACUCGACGCCCUGCGCAACCACUGGGAGAGCAACAAGACGUACCGCCUCAGCACCACCACGUUCGACUUUGAGAAGUCGCCCAGCACCCCGAUGCAGUCGGACUUCUCGAGUAACAUCACGCAGUGGAGACACAAGCUGGCGCAGGAAGAUGAGGUCGCGAGGAGCGCCAGUAAUAGUCGCCAGGGAAUGAAUGCUCCGAAUGCGCCAGAGGCCGCGAGAGAGUCGAGAGAGAAGAGCUCACCGCCCACGCAGGCGACCGUCGCUGCUGGUGGCGGGGUAAUAUAGAUCUUUUUUUCUUUCUUCUUUUCUGUAUUUCUUUUCUCUCACUGUGAUUUGAUGUUUUUAUACCAUUUUCUUUUUUUUUAUCCGUGUGCUUAUACUGUGCUGUGUCGUGUCGUCCCGUCGUCUGCUAGCUGUACCUUAUGUACUAUUGUAUUCCUUUCUUUCUUUCUCUCUUUCUUUC
Tricharina praecox is the source of this 5014-nucleotide messenger RNA. RefSeq lists its product as uncharacterized. The record is from RefSeq and is a predicted model, not a curated record. The transcript is spliced from 5 exons. Bases 235 to 4836 code for a protein of 1533 amino acids. Gene Ontology annotation, molecular function: protein binding. Gene Ontology annotation, biological process: regulation of cell shape. Lineage: Eukaryota; Fungi; Ascomycota; Pezizomycetes; Pezizales; Pyronemataceae.